Messenger RNA from Ilyonectria robusta, 506 nucleotides. RefSeq lists its product as uncharacterized. The record is from RefSeq and is a predicted model, not a curated record. Lineage: Eukaryota; Fungi; Ascomycota; Sordariomycetes; Hypocreales; Nectriaceae. The transcript has a single exon. Gene Ontology annotation, molecular function: catalytic activity. Bases 221 to 418 code for a protein of 65 amino acids.
GAACCAAUCAGUAAAUGUUAUCUCCGAAACCUCUGCCUCUGCAGCCAAGUCCAGUCGGAUACACGAGCCGAACCCUCGGUGCGCGAGCCCGGUGGCACGUGAAAUGAGAUCAUGUGGAACGAUCAGGCAGGCUAGGUUUUGGUACGACACGGGUAUUUCUCAUCGAAAUGUUUUUGUCGGGUCCUAAAGGAGGUGUUCUUCUAAUGCCGAGACACACGUCAUGAUGAGCAUAUGGGCAGAGCAGACGGGAGAUAACGAACCGGACUACACCACCUCUAAUAUUCGCGUUGUACCUGUUCGUGUCUACAGCAACCACAACAUGGUGGCGCCAAUCGCUAGUGGCUCAUUCCAAGCGGAUGGAAUGGUGGCUGUGCCCUACAGUAUGAAGAACCCCCUCUCCGCCAUCAGUUCAGGCUAAUGCGACGAUGUUACAUUCCGAGCUGGGGCUAGAUUUUGCUGUGCAGAGGGCAAUCGGGUGUGGCCCAAAUAAAACGAAAGCAAAUGGA